Thrips palmi is the source of this 14152-nucleotide messenger RNA. RefSeq names its product dynein heavy chain 5, axonemal (gene Dhc1). Lineage: Eukaryota; Metazoa; Arthropoda; Insecta; Thysanoptera; Thripidae. Gene Ontology annotation, cellular component: dynein complex. The transcript has 48 exons. Gene Ontology annotation, biological process: microtubule-based movement. Bases 46 to 14121 code for a protein of 4691 amino acids. Gene Ontology annotation, molecular function: dynein intermediate chain binding; minus-end-directed microtubule motor activity; dynein light intermediate chain binding. The record is from RefSeq and is a predicted model, not a curated record.
ACCUACACGUUUAAUUGUCGCAACGCGUCUUGAAGUGCGGCCGCCAUGUUCGUGCACGGGCCCAAGGUGGUCCAGCAGGACUCGGAGUCGGAGGAGGAGGAGAUCGACGAGGAGCGGCCCGGGGACAUGCUCCAGCGGCGACGCGAAGAAUGCGAGCGCAAGGCGCGGCGCGGGGAGAUGGACCCGCGCCUGGAGUUCACCUUCCAGCUGCUCAUCGACGGCACCGGGCUGCCCCGCUCGGAGAUCAUGGACCACGUCUUCGACGGCAACAUGCUGGACGAGAUCAACCAGCUCUUCCUGCCGCACAUGCGCAACAAGCUGCUGUGGUUCUACCAGGAAGUCGAGGACGGCGAAGGCGGCGGCGACGCGAGCAAGCCCGGCGCGGCGCGAGGCCCGGGGGCGCCGGCGCCGGGGAAGCCCCCCGGAACCACCGCCGUGCACGCCAAGAAGAAGCUGUUCCUCACGGACGGCUGGCAGCUGCCGCUCACCGGCAUCUGCAUCUACAUGUUCAGGCUCAACACCGGCAAGCAGCUGCCUGAGGAGGGCUUCCACAAGGACCUGUACUGCGGCGUGCUGGACGCGGAGCGGGUGGGCCUGGUCACCUCCGUGGAGCGCAUCAUGGAGCACGUGUUCAUGGAGGCGCUGGCCCACCCGGCGGCCGACAUCGAGGAGGACGACAGCAACUGCCCCAUGGUGAAGAACCUGCUGCUGCCGGGGCUGCGGUCCUUCUGCAGCGCGCUGCGCGUGUGCGAGGAGGUGUGCGACGAGCCCAACAUCUUCGACGACGAGAAGACGCUGGUGGCCAACGUGCCCAGCAUGGCGGAGGCCCAGGACAUCGCCAGCAGGCCGGAGGACGUGGCCGUCCUGGAGGAGCGCGUCAAGGAGUGGAUCAAGCGCGUGCAGGAGCAAGUCCUGAUGGAGAGCGAGCAGCUGCGACGGGAGAACGACUCCAGCGGGCCGCAGGACGAGCUGGAGUACUGGAAGAAGCGGGGCGCGCAGUUCUCGCAGAUCGUGUCGCAGCUGCAGAGCCCGGAGGUCCAGAUGACGCUGCAGUGCCUGCAGCUGUCCCGCUCCAAGCUGGUCAAGCUGUGGAAGGAGACGGACCGCAAGAUCACCUUCUGCUACAACGAGGCGCGCGACAACGCCAAGUUCAUCCAGGCCAUGGAGAAGUGCUGCCACUCGCUGUACCUGCACGACCCCGUGCGCAUGAAGGAGUCCAUCCUCAGCCUGCUGCAGACCGUGCGGCUCAUCCACAGCGUGUCGCAGUUCUACAACACCUCGGAGCGCACUUCGUCACUCAUGGUCAAGAUCACGAACCAGAUGAUCGAGACGUGCAAGCAGUACGUGACGUGCCGCGGCCAGGAGUCCAUCUGGUCGCAGGACCGCAAGGAGGUCCGCGAGAAGCUGCAGCAGUGCAUCCAGCUGAACCGCACCUACCGCAAGACGUACCAGAUCGUCAAGAGCCAGCCCUUCCUGCCCAACCAGACCUCCUUCAACUUCUCCGAGAACUACGUCUUCGGCAAGUUCGACACGUUCUGCGACCGCCUGGGCAAGAUCAUCUGCAUGUUCGACCUGGUCGACGACUACAACAGCCUCUUCGAGCGGCGGAUGGAAGGGUUGCUGCUCGGUGAAGCCCUGGACGACGCCAUGAAGACAUUCAACGAGGCCAAGGCGGGCGUGACGGGCAAGCAGUACGACUACCUGGACCAGAGGAACUCGGAGUUCGACGACGACUUCCAGCACUUCCUGACCAAGGCCAACGACCUCAAGAGCAACAUCGCCACCAUCAUCGAGCUCAACUUCGCCAGCGUGUGGGAGACGCCGCAGGGCAUCCGCUUCCUCGUCCGCUUCGAGAAGGUGAGCACGAAGAUCCCGCUGGCGCGGAUGGACGAGAAGUACUCACGGGUGCUGCAGUACUGCGAGAAGGAGGUGGAGCACAUCCUGCGCCUGUUCCGCCGCCAGAAGGACGACCCGCCGCUGCCCAGGAACUUCCCUCCGAUUGCCGGCCGCAUCAAGUGGGCGCGCUCGCUCAACAGCCACCUGGAGGAGCUGGUGCAGGGCGUGUCGCAGCACCCCGUGCUCAAGACGCUGCACGCCACGGCGGAGCUGGUGCGCAAGUACAACCACGUGUCCAACACGCUGCACAACUACGAGACCGAGAUGAUCAACGCCUGGCUCAACCACAACGUGUGGGUGACGGACGAGUGCCUGACGCGGCACCUGCUGUCGCUGGAGGCGGACCAGAGCGGCCGCCUCACCGUCAACCUGGACCAGCGCAUCCCGCUGCUGAUCCGUGAGGCCGCCUGCCUGGCCAAGCUGGGCAUCGCCAUGCCCGUCGUCACCAGCGCGCUGCUGUUCAAGCGCAAGUACUUCACGCUGGUCAAGGACUCGCUGCAGUUCCUGGUGCAGCAGUUCCUCCGCACGGUGCAGCGCGUCAAGCUGGAGGUGCGGCCGCUGUUCCUGCCGCAGCUCGUGCGCCUCGUGGCCAUGCUGAACCCCGCGCUGCAGACGCUCACGUGGACGGACACGUCCUGGGAGAGCUUCUGCCAGAGCACGGCCGGCGCCAUCCACAAGUUCGACGUGCUGGUGACGCGCGUGCACGACGUGUACUCCAACCGCAUCCUGCAGGUGCUCACGUCCAUGCAGAAGGUGACACUGCAGGCGCUGCCCGACGCCGACCCCUGGAGCGUCGAGGAGUUCCUGGAGAAGACCGAGGACACGUGCAGGCAGGCCGCCGCGGAACUGCAUCGUAAAAGCUUGAUGGUGGAGGAGGCCGUGGAGGAGGUCCUGGAGCUGGUGCGCAAGGCGGCGCGCGAGUUCCGCACGGACAACGACGAGUUCGAGUUCAUGAUGGAGGAGCCCGCCAACACGGGGCCCAUCAACCCGUCGCCGGCGGCGCUGCAGCAACAGCAGCAGCAGGACUGGAGCGUGGUGUGGCAGUGCUUCGACGAGCCGCACACCCUGCUCGCCAUCAACGGCGGCCUGCCCAAGGGCAUGCAGGACAUGGUGCGCAACGCGGUGGCCGAGAUGCGGCGCUACUACAGCCGCAAGGUGGUGGACGUGCUCAUCCGGGUCACCCGCCAGUCCGUGGACGCCAUGCGGAAGCGGUUCAGCACCGAGAAAGGCAUGACGGUGCGGCCCGUGUUCCUGCUGCACGCCACCCUCAUGAUCCCCAAGGUGACCAUCAAGCCCAGCAUCGAGGACGUGCAGGAGGCGCUGGUGUCGGCGGGGAAGUACAUGACCAACGUGUCCAAGGGCGUGGGCCAGUGGACGGGCGGCAAGGAGAAGCAGCGCACGGGGUGGCGGAGGCUGGCGGCGUGCCAGACCAAGAUCGCGGCUGACGUGGUGUCGCGCCUGGAGCAGGGCGCCGCGGCCGCCGCCGACAAGGACGAGGACCCCAAGGUGCGGCGCCGGCGCCUGUACCGCCUCGCCUCCGAGGAGCGGCCUAAGUUCCCGCAGAUGCCGCGCAACUUCUACUCGCACGUCAUGGAGAACAAGGAGGUCGUCAAGACGCUGUCCCUGCUGUCCACCUGCACGCAAGAGAUCCGCGUGGAGCUCAAGGGCUUCAUCGACCACUGGGCGCCCUACAAGUUCCUGUGGCGGGGCGCGCAGAACCGCAAGGACAUGCUAAAGCUGGGCCUCACCGACCUGGAGGGCAUGCUGCGGCGCCACGGCGAGCUGGAGGCGGACCUCGCCACCGAGCCCGACAUGUACUACUUCAGCUGCCUUGCCAUUUCCACCGAGCGGCUCAAGUUCGGCCUGCUGACCGAGGUCAAGUCGUGCACGUACCGCAUCGGGCAGGUGCUCAAGAAGAAGUACCACCGCGAGAUGGACUACGUGUACGCCGUCAUGAACGAGAUGGAGCGCAAGCUGGAGCGCCAGAUCCGCGACCUGGACGACGUGCGCCUCGUCAUGGAGACCCUCAAGAAGAUCCGCGACCAGGAGGUGGACAUGGAGCUGCGCAUCGACCCCAUCGAGGAGGCCUUCAACGUCAUCACGAGGUACGACCUGCCGGUGGACCGCGAGGACCUGGAGCAGGUGGACAGCCUCCGCUACACGUGGCAGCGGCUGCAGGGUCGCGCGCUCGACGUGACGGUCACGCUGCUCAACAUGCAGCCCGCCUUCCAGGACGACCUGCGCCGCAACCUGGAGCGCUUCCGGCAGGACAACGUGGACUACUGCCACGAGUACCGCACCUCGGGGCCCAUGAUGCCCGGCCUCACGCCCCGCGAGGCCUCGGACCGACUCAUCCUGUUCCAGAACCGCUUCGACGGCAUGUGGCGCAAGCUGCAGGCGUACCAGAGCGGCGAGGAGCUGUUCGGCCUCGCCAUCACGGACUACCCCGAGCUGGCGCAGAUCCGCAAGGAGCUGAACCUGCUGCAGAAGCUGUACAAGCUGUACAACGACGUGAUCGACCGCGUGUCCUCGUACUACGACAUCCCCUGGGGCGAGGUCAACAUCGAGGAGAUCAACAACGAGCUCAUGGAGUUCCAGAACCGGUGCCGGAAGCUGCCCAAGGGGCUCAAGGAGUGGCCCGCCUUCCACGCGCUCAAGCGCACCAUCGACGACUUCAACGACAUGUGCCCGCUCCUGGAGCUCAUGGCCAACAAGGCCAUGAAGCCGCGCCACUGGCAGCGCAUCAUGGAGGUCACCAGCUACACCUUCGAGCUGGAGAACGAGGGCUUCUGCCUCAAGGACAUCCUGGAGGCGCCGCUGCUCAAGUACAAGGAGGACAUCGAGGACAUCUGCAUCUCGGCGAUGAAGGAGAAGGACAUCGAGGCCAAGCUGCGGCAGGUGACCAACGAGUGGUCCGUGCACGAGCUCACCUUCAUGACGUUCAACAACCGCGGCGAGCUGCUGCUGCGGGGUGACACCACGGCCGAGACCAUCGGCCAGCUCGAGGACAGCCUCAUGGUGCUGGGCUCGCUGCUGUCCAACAGAUACAACGCGCCCUUCCGCAAGCAGAUCCAGCAGUGGGUCUUCGACCUGUCCAACACGAACGAGAUCCUGGAGCGGUGGCUGCUGGUGCAGAACAUGUGGGUGUACCUGGAGGCCGUGUUCGUGGGCGGCGACAUCGCCAAGCAGCUGCCCAAGGAGGCCAAGCGCUUCAGCAAGAUCGACAAGUCGUGGCAGAAGAUCAUGCAACGCGCGCACGAGACGCCCGGCGUGGUGUCGUGCUGCGUGGGCGAUGACAUGCUGAAGCAGCUGCUGCCGCACCUGCAGGAGCAGCUCGAGCUGUGCCAGAAGUCGCUGAGCGGCUACCUGGAGAAGAAGCGCAUGAUGUUCCCGCGCUUCUUCUUCGUCUCGGACCCCGCGCUGCUGGAGAUCCUGGGCCAGGCCUCGGACUCGCACACCAUCCAGAACCACCUGUUGUCCAUCUUCGACAACACGCGCUUCGUCAAGUUCCACGACAUCGAGUACAACAAGAUGACGGCCGUCAUCUCGUCCGAGGGCGAGUGCAUCCAGCUGGAGCGCGCCGUGCGCGCCGAGGGCAGCGUGGAGACGUGGCUCACGUGCCUGCUGCAGACCAGCCAGCUGUCCCUGCACUCCAUCAUCCGCCUCGCCUUCACCAUGGUCAACGACCCCAACUUCAACCUGCUGGGCUUCCUGGACAAGAUGCCGGCGCAGGUCGGCAUCCUGGGCAUCCAGAUGAUCUGGACGCGCGAGGCGGAGCUGGCGCUGAUGCAGGCGCGGCAGGACAAGAAGGUCAUGGCGGACACCAACAACCGCUUCCUGGAGCUGCUCAACACCCUCAUCGACCAGACGACGCGUGACCUGACGCGCAUCGAGCGCACCAAGUUCGAGACCCUCAUCACCAUCCACGUGCACCAGAGGGACAUCUUCGACAUCCUGUGCCGCAUGAACGUGCGUCACGCCAACGACUUCGAGUGGCUGAAGCAGUGCCGCUUCUACUUCAAGGAGGACCUCGACAAGACGCUCAUCGCCAUCACGGACGUGACCUUCAGCUACCAGAACGAGUACCUGGGCUGCACGGAGAGGCUCGUCAUUACGCCACUCACCGACAGGUGCUACAUCACGCUGGCGCAGGCGCUGGCCAUGAGCAUGGGCGGCGCGCCGUGCGGCCCGGCCGGCACGGGCAAGACGGAGACGGUCAAGGACAUGGGCAAGACGCUGGCCAAGUACGUGGUGGUGUUCAACUGCUCGGACCAGAUGGACUACCGCGGCCUGGGCCGCAUCUACAAGGGGCUGGCGCAGUCCGGGUCCUGGGGCUGCUUCGACGAGUUCAACCGCAUCGAGCUGCCCGUGCUGUCCGUGGCCGCGCAGCAGGUGGCCGUCGUGCUCGCCUCCAAGAAGGAGAAGAAGAAGUCGUUCGUCUUCACCGACGGCGACCUCAUCGACCUCAACCCCGAGUUCGGCAUCUUCAUCACCAUGAACCCCGGGUACGCGGGGCGCAAGGAGCUGCCCGAGAACCUCAAGAUCCAGUUCCGCACGGUGGCCAUGAUGGUGCCGGACCGGCAGAUCAUCAUCCGCGUCAAGCUGGCGUCGUGCGGCUUCCUGGAGAACAUCACGCUGGCGCGCAAGUUCUACACGCUGUACAAGCUGUGCGAGGAGCAGCUCACCAAGCAGGUGCACUACGACUUCGGGCUGCGCAACAUCCUGUCCGUGCUGCGCACGCUGGGCGCCGCCAAGCGCGUCAACAGCAAGGACACGGAGAGCACCAUCGUGAUGCGCGUGCUGCGCGACAUGAACCUCUCCAAGCUCAUCGACGAGGACGAGCCGCUCUUCAUGUCGCUGGUGGCGGACUUGUUCCCGAACCAGGCGCUGGAGAAGACGGCCUACCAGGACCUGGAGGAGGCCAUCGAGGACCAGGUGAACCAGAUGGGGCUCAUCUACCACCCGCCCUGGGUGCUCAAGCUGAUCCAGCUGUACGAGACGCAGCGCGUGCGCCACGGCAUCAUGACGCUGGGCCCGCCCGGCGCCGGCAAGAGCACCUGCAUCCACACGCUCAUGAGGGCGCUGAGCGCGCUGGGCGAGGCGCACCGCGAGAUGCGCAUGAACCCCAAGGCCAUCACGGCGGCGCAGAUGUUCGGCCGCCUCGACGUCGCCACCAACGACUGGACGGACGGCAUCUUCUCGGCGCUCUGGAGGAAGACGCUCAAGUGCAAGAAGGGCGACCACGUGUGGAUGGUGCUGGACGGUCCGGUGGACAGCAUCUGGAUCGAGAACCUCAACUCGGUGCUGGACGACAACAAGACGCUGACGCUGGCCAACGGCGACCGGCUGUCCAUGGCGCCGACCUGCAAGAUCAUCUUCGAGCCGCACAACAUCGACAACGCCUCCCCCGCCACCGUGUCGCGCAACGGCAUGGUGUACAUGAGCUCCUCGGGGCUGGACUGGAAGCCCGUGGCCGAGGCGUGGCUGCGCAAGCGGAGCACGCGCGAGAACGAGGUGUUCAUGAACCUGUUCCACGUGUCCUUCGAGGAGCUGUACACGUGGGGCACGCAGAACGUGGUGUUCACCAUGAAGGUGCUGCAGUGCAACGUGGUGCUCCAGAUGCUGACCAUCCUGCAGGGGCUGGUGCCGCCGCAGUACGAGGAGACGGAGGAGGGCGCCGCCGAGCCCGAGGAGCAGGCCGAGCUGGAGGAGGACCGCGAGCCGCUGCUGGAGGAGGCCCCCGAGGACGUGGACCGCGACGACCCCAUGCGCCACCUGUCCGCCGAGCACCUCGCGCGACUCUACGUGUUCGCGCUCGCCUGGGGCAUGGGCGCGCUGCUGGAGCUGGCCGACCGCAAGAAGUUCGACCAGUACGUCCGGGACAAGUUCAAGGACCUGGACAUGCCGUACUCGCGCCACCACCAGGACGCCACCGUCUUCGACUACGUCGUCAGCCCGUCAGGCAAGUGGGAGCACUGGAGCACCAUGGUGCCCACCUACUCGUACCCGGAGAUGAGCACGCCCGACUUUGGCAGCAUCAUGGUGCCCAUCGUGGACAACGUGCGCAUCAACUACCUGAUCGGCUGCAUCGCGCGCCAGGAGCGCGCCGUACUGCUCAUCGGCGAGCAGGGCUCCGCCAAGACCGUCAUGAUGAAGAGCUACAUGAAGAGCGCCAACCCCGAGGCCUACCUCAACCGCAGCUUCAACUUCUCGUCCGCCACCAGUCCCUACCAGUUCCAGAAAACGAUCGAGAGCUACGUGGAGAAGCGCAUGGGCAGCACGUUCGGGCCGGCGGGCGGCAAGAAGAUGGUCGUGUUCGUGGACGACGUGAACCUGCCGCAGAUCAACGAGUGGGGCGACCAGGUGACCAACGAGAUCGUGCGCCAGACCAUGGACAUGAAGGGCUUCUACAGCCUGGAGAAGCCCGGCGAGUUCACCACCAUCGUGGACAUGCAGUUCGUGGCCGCCAUGGGGCAACCGGGCGGCGGCCGCAACGACAUCCCGUCGCGCCUCAAGCGCCAGUUCAGCGUCUUCAACUGCCCGCUGCCCUCCAACGACUCCAUCGACAAGAUCUUCCGCGUGGUCGGCGAGGGCCACUACAACACCAAGCGCGGAUUCAGCGCGGACGUGCGCAACCUGGUGAAGAAGCUGAUCCCGCUGACGAGGCUGCUGUGGCACUCGACGCGCGCCAAGCUGCUGCCCACGCCCGCCAAGUUCCACUACGUGUUCUCGCUGCGCGACCUGUCGCGCAUCUGGCAGGGCAUGGUGGGCACACUGUCCACCGUCAUCGACUCGGAGAACGUGCUGCUCAUCCUGUGGAAGCACGAGGUGACGCGCGUCUUCUCGGACCGCUUCACGCUCACCGCCGACAAGGAGUGGUUCGACUCGGAGCUCAUGGCCAAGGUGGAGGAGGUGCUGGGCCCCAACUACGUGGAGCUGGCGCAGCCCAACCCCGUGUUCGUGGACUUCAUGCGCGACGCGCCCGAGCCGACGGGCGAGGAGGGCGAGGACGCGGACAUGGAGCUGCCCAAGGUGUACGAGCCGGUGGCCGACUUCCGCGAGCUGCACGAGCGCCUCGACAUGUUCCUGGCGCAGUUCAACGAGAUGGUGCGCGGCGCGGGCAUGGACCUGGUGUUCUUCCCGGACGCCAUGCUGCACCUGGUCAAGAUAUCGCGGGUCAUCCGGCACCCGCGCGGCAACGUGAUGCUGGUGGGCGUGGGCGGCUCCGGCAAGCAGUCCCUCACCAAGCUGGCCUCGUUCAUCGCGGGCUACAAGACGUUCCAGAUCACGCUCACGCGCUCCUACAACGUGGCCAACUUCCUGGAGGACCUGAAGCUGCUGUACCGGUCGUGCGGCGUGCAGGGCAAGGGCACCACCUUCAUCUUCACCGACCUGGACAUCAAGGAGGAGGGCUUCCUGGAGUACCUCAACAACAUCCUGUCGUCGGGCGUCAUCUCCAACCUGUUCACGCGCGACGAGCAGGCCGAGAUCAUCUCCGAGCUCACGCCCGCGCUCAAGCGCGAGAACCCCAAGCGCACGCUCACGCAGGAGAUCGUGAUGGACUUCUUCCUGGCGCGCACGCUGCAGAACCUGCACGUCGUCUUCUGCUUCUCCCCGGUCGGCGAGAAGUUCCGCAACCGCGCGCUGCGCUUCCCCGCUCUCGUGUCCGGCUGCACCAUCGACUGGUUCCAGCCGUGGCCGCGCGACGCGCUCGUGCAGGUGGCCAAGCACUUCCUGCACGACUUCGAGAUCGCCUGCACGGCGCAGGUCAAGAACGAGCUGGUGGAGACGCUGGGCUCCAUCCAGGACGUGGUGGCCGCCACCUCCAGCGAGUACUUCCAGAGGUUCCGGCGGGCGACUCACGUGACGCCGAAGUCGUACCUGAACUUCAUCGCGGGCUACAAGAACAUCUACCAGGGCAAGCAGAGGCAGCUGGCGGAGGGCGCGCGCCGCAUGGACACGGGUCUGGCCAAGCUGGAGGAGGCCAGCCUCUCGGUGGAGAGCCUCAAGCAGGACCUGGCGGAGAUGGAGCAGGAGCUGCAGCAGGCCUCGGAGAAGGCCGAGAGGGUCCUGAUCGAGGUGACGGAGCGCGCCAUGCAGGCCGAGACGGUCAAGAACCAGGUGAUGAAGGUGAAGGAGAAGGCCGAGGCGCUGGUGGCGUACAUCGCCAAGGAGAAGGCGACGGCGGAGCAGAAGCUGGAGGCGGCCAAGCCCGCCCUGGAGGAGGCCGAGAACGCCCUCAACACCAUCAAGCCGGCGCACAUCGCCACCGUGCGCAAGCUGGGCCGGCCGCCGCACCUCAUCAUGCGCAUCAUGGACUGCGUGCUCAUCCUGUUCCAGCGCAAGCUGCACGCCGUCAUCGGCGACGCGGCCGCCGCCUGCCCCAAGCCCUCGUGGGCCGAGUCGCUCAAGAUGAUGGCCUCCACCACCUUCCUGCUGCAGCUCCAGAACUAUCCCAAGGACAUCAUCAACAACGAGAUGGUGGAGCUGCUCCAGCCGUACUUCGAGAUGGACGACUACAACAUGGACACGGCGAAGCGCGUGUGCGGCGACGUGGCGGGGCUGCUGUCGUGGACCAAGGCCAUGGCCUUCUUCCACUCGGUCAACAAGGAGGUGCUGCCGCUCAAGGCCAACCUGACGCUGCAGGAGGCGCGCCUCAAGGUGGCCAUGGAGGACCUGGCGGGCGCCGAGAGCCAGCUGAGCGACCGCGAGCGCGCGCUGCAGGAGGUGAAGGACCAGUACGACGCGGCGGUGAGCGAGAAGCAGCGCCUCACGGACGCGGCCAACGUGUGCCUGCGCAAGAUGACGGCCGCCACGGCGCUCAUCAACGGCCUGGGCGGCGAGAAGGUGCGCUGGACGGCGCAGAGCAAGGAGUUCAAGGCGCAGCUGGGCCGCCUGGUCGGCGACGUGCUGCUGGCCACGGGCUUCCUGUCGUACUGCGGGCCCUACAACCAGCAGUACCGCGCCAACCUCGUCACCACCUGGAUGCGCAUCCUCAAGACGCGCGUCAUCCCCUUCACCAAGGACCUCAACAUCACCAACAUGCUGGUGGACAGCGCCGAGGUGUCCGAGUGGACGCUGCAGGGCCUGCCCAACGACGAGCUGUCGGUGCAGAACGCGCUCAUCGUCACCAAGUCCAGCUCGUACCCGCUGCUCGUGGACCCGCAGAACCAGGGCAAGAUGUGGAUCAAGAACAAGGAGACGUCCAACGAGCUGCAGAUCACGUCGCUCAACCACAAGUACUUCCGGACGCACCUGGAGGACAGCCUGUCGCUGGGCCGGCCGCUGCUCAUCGAGGACGUGGGCGAGGAGCUGGACCCCGUCAUCGACAACGUCCUGGAGAAGAACUUCAUCAAGUCGGGCUCCAUCGAGAAGGUGGUGGUGGGCGACAAGGAGUGCGACGUGAUGCCCGGCUUCAUGCUGUACAUCACCACCAAGCUGCCCAACCCGGCCUACUCACCCGAGAUCAGCGCCAAGACGUCCAUCAUCGACUUCACCGUGACGAUGCAGGGCCUGGAGGACCAGCUGCUGGGCCGCGUCAUCCUCAUGGAGAAGUCGGACCUGGAGGCGGAGCGCGUGGCGCUCUUCGAGUCGGUGAUGCAGAACCAGCGCAGCAUGAAGGAGCUGGAGACGAACCUGCUGUGCCGCCUCACGUCGUCGGAGGGCUCCCUCGUGGACGACGAGGCGCUCAUCCAGGUGCUGCAGGAGACCAAGCUCACCGCCGAGGAGGUGAACGCCAAGCUCAAGGUGUCCGGCCAGACGGAGCGCAAGAUCACGGUGGCGCGCGAAGAGUUCCGCGCCGUGGCGGCGCGCGGCUCCAUCCUCUACUUCCUCAUCGUGGAGAUGUCCGACGUGAACGCCAUGUACCAGAACUCCCUCAAGCAGUUCCUCAUCAUCUUCGACAACUCCAUCACCAAGUCCACCAAGAGCUCGGUGACGGAGGAGCGCAUCGAGAUUAUCCUGCGCUACCUCACGCACGAGGUGUGGGCCUUCACGCUGCGCAGCCUGUACGAGCGCCACAAGGUGCUGUUCACGCUCAUGCUGGCCAUGAAGAUCGACUGCCACCGCGGCAUCAUCAGCCACGGCGAGUUCAUGGUGUUCAUCAAGGGCGGCGCCUCGCUCGACCUCAACGCCGUGCAGCCCAAGCCCUUCCGCUGGAUCCUGGACAUCACGUGGCUCAACCUGGUGGAGAUCAACAAGCUGGCCGUGUUCGGGGACGUGCUGUCGCGCAUCGAGGGCAACGAGCGCGAGUGGCGGUCGUGGUACGAGAAGGAGAAGCCCGAGGAGGAGGAGAUCCCCUGCGGCUACCAGAAGAGCCUCGACGUAUUUCGCAAGCUGCUGCUCAUCCGGUCCUGGAGCCCCGACCGCACACUGUCGCAGGCGCGGCGCUACAUCAGCGAGUCGCUGGGCCCCGAGUACGGCGAGGGCCGCAUCCUGGACCUGGAGGCGACGUGGAGCGAGUCGGAGCCGCGCACGCCGCUCGUGUGCAUCCUGUCCAUCGGCUCGGACCCCUCGCCGCAGAUCACGGCGCUGGCCAAGGCCAAGGAGAUCCCGCUGCGCUCCGUGUCCAUGGGCCAGGGCCAGGAGCUGCACGCGCGCAGGCUCAUCUCCGACAGCAUGCAGGGCGGCGGCUGGGUGCUGCUGCAGAACAUCCACCUGUCGCUGCCCUUCUGCAGCGAGGCCAUGGACGCCCUGGUGGAGACGGACGCCGUGCACGAGUCGUUUCGCCUCUGGAUGACCACCGAGGUGCACCCGCAGUUCCCCAUCGGCCUGCUGCAGAUGGCCAUCAAGUUCACCAACGAGCCGCCGCAGGGCAUCCGGGCCAGUCUCAAGCGCACCUACCAGAACAUCACGCAGGACACUCUGGACUACUCGACGCAGAACCAGUGGCCGCCGCUGCUGUACGCGGUCGCCUUCCUGCACACCGUGGUGCAGGAGAGGCGGAAGUUCGGGCCGCUGGGCUGGAACGUCCCCUACGAGUUCAACCAGGCCGACUUCGCCGCCAGUGUCCAGUUCAUCCAGAACCACCUCGACGACAUGGACCCCAAGAAGGGCAUCUCGUGGCCCACGGUGUGCUACAUGCUGGGCGAGGUGCAGUACGGCGGCCGCGUGACGGACGACUUCGACAAGCGGCUGCUGACGACGUUCACGCAGGUGUGGUUCUGCGACGUGCUGCUGCGGCCCGGCUUCGAGUUCUACCGCGGCUACCGCGUGCCCAUCACGCGCAACCUGCAGGGCUACGUGGACUACAUCGUCAGCCUGCCGCUCACCGACACGCCGGAGGUGUUCGGCCUGCACUCCAACGCCGACAUCACGUACCAGAUCAACACGGCCAAGGGCAUCCUGGACACCAUCUUGAACGUGCAGCCCAAGGAGGGCGGCGGCGGCGGCGGCGAGACCCGCGAGAGCAUCGUGUACCGCCUGGCCGAGGACAUGCUGGAGAAGCUGCCGCAGCAGUACAACAGCUUCGAGGUCAAGGAGGCCCUGCAGCGGAUGGGCGCGCUGCUGCCCAUGAACAUCUUCCUGCGGCAGGAGAUCGACCGCAUCCAGCGCGUCAUCGCCGAGGUGUCGUCCACGCUCAACGACCUCAAGCUGGCCAUCGAGGGCACCAUCGUCAUGAGCCAGGGGCUGCGCGCCGCGCUCGACGCCAUGUACGACGCGCGCAUCCCGGACCGCUGGCAACGGGUGUCGUGGGAGUCGGCCACGCUGGGGUUCUGGUACACGGAGCUGCUGGAGCGCGACGCGCAGUUCCGGCGCUGGGUGUCGCACGGCCGGCCCAUCACCUUCUGGAUGACGGGCUUCUUCAACCCGCAGGGCUUCCUCACGGCCAUGCGGCAGGAGGUGACGCGCGCGCACAAGGGCUGGGCGCUGGACUCGGUGGUGCUGCAGAACCUCAUCACGCGCCACAACAAGGAGGACCUGCACGACUCGCCGCCCGAGGGCGUCUACGUGCACGGCCUGUUCCUGGAGGGCGCCAGCUUGGACCGCCGCAGCGGCAAGCUCAUCGAGAGCAAGGCCAAGGUGCUGUACGAGCAGAUGCCCGUCAUCUACAUCUACGCCAUCAACACGACGGCCGGCAAGGACCCCAAGCUGUACGAGUGCCCCAUCUACCGCAAGCCGCAGCGCACGGACCAGAAGUACGUCGGCUCCAUCGACUUCGAGACGGACAACAACCCGCGCCACUGGACGCUUCGGGGCGUGGCGCUCCUGUGCGACAUCAAGUAGGGCGUGCGCGCGCCGUCGGCAAGGUGCACGC